This is a messenger RNA of Chlamydomonas reinhardtii, 722 nucleotides long. RefSeq lists its product as uncharacterized. The record is from RefSeq and is a predicted model, not a curated record. The coding region runs from base 122 to 397 and encodes 91 amino acids. Lineage: Eukaryota; Viridiplantae; Chlorophyta; Chlorophyceae; Chlamydomonadales; Chlamydomonadaceae. The transcript has 3 exons.
CAUAAGCAUACUUGGUUAUUGGAAAAACAGCUAGAUCUGACGCCCCGACACUUACAGCAACAGUCCAACUUCUUGAACCAGCUUGCCACGCUACCCUCGCGCCGCUGACCAGGACUUCCUAAUGGCUAUCACUGGAAAGGGUAGCAAGGACCAAGUCACUCGCGGGACAGCUGCUUCGGCCGACCGUAAGGUCAAGGGAGAUCGUGAGAAGUUUGAGACAUACAAGGGCGAGAAGCGUGUUGCCAACCAGGCGCGCAAGGCGCCUCGCAAACAGAAGUCCCUCGCCGAGGACUUCCCGCUCGGCGCCACCGGACUGUAUCUUUCGCUUCUGGCCUUCAUCGCCUUUGUGUCCGCGGCGCUGUACUGGGUGGUGGUCCUCAGCUACCCCGCCAACUAGACGCCUCCCCUAACGCAGUGGGAGGGAGGGUACUGGCCCAGCAGCCUAGGGCCUCGGAUCAUAUCGCCUGGUGAUGGCACAGUAGUAGAGGCUGCACAGUAGGUGUGGACGUACACAGCAGGCGGCGCCAGGGCAUCGGACGACUUCGCACACCGUAGCGGAGCACAGCGCGAAGCGGAGCACAGCGUAGCGUACAGGCAGCAAUAGCACACACCGUUGCCUGGCACACUGCAUUCCGGGUCAUAUAACACAAAAAGAUGAAGCUGCUAGCAGAAGGAUUCGCCAAGGGAGCGGAGGGCUUCGUCAAGCUGCUACCGGAGGAGGG